Pelobates cultripes (western spadefoot toad) is the source of this 969-nucleotide messenger RNA. NCBI's taxonomy places the organism in Eukaryota, Metazoa, Chordata, Amphibia, Anura, Pelobatidae. The record is from the annotation of a GenBank genome assembly.
AUGCUCAUUGGGUCCAACUCCAGCUUCUCCAUGCCAUCCACCUUCCUGCUGAUCGGCAUUCCUGGAUUAGAAGAUGGCACUCUAUGGAUCUCCAUUUCAUUCUGUGCUAUAUAUAUUGUGGCUAUUGUUGGAAACUGUAUAAUACUAUAUGUCAUCAAGACAGAGAAAAGUCUUCAUGGCCCCAUGUACUUCUUCCUCUCUAUGCUAGCUCUCAAUGACGUGGUCUUCUCCAGUUCCACUGUGCCACAGAUGCUGAGCAUCUUCUGGUUUGAUGCUGGUCGUGUAGAUGCUGUUAGCUGCCUCACUCAGAUGUUCUUUGUUCAUUCAAUUGCUGUGGUUGAGUCAGGCAUACUUACAGCCAUGGCUUAUGACAGAUUGAUUGCCAUCUGCUUCCCAUUGAGAUAUAUGUCCAUUCUCACCAAUGUCUUACUGGGAAAGAUUGCCACAGCCAUUGUGGGUAGAGGAAUUGUAAUCAUUUUUCCCAUUCCGAUUUUGGUGGGACGGCUGCAUUUUUGUACAGAGAAUAUAGUGUCCCACACAUACUGUGAUCAUAUGGCUGUGGUUAAAGUGGCAUGCGGAGAUACCAAAAUUAAUUAUUUUUAUGGUCUUGUGAUCUCUCUUUUUAUUACUGGCUUUGACCUCGCAUUCAUCAUACUUUCUUAUGUUAUGAUUUUACGAGCUGUCCAUAAACUGCCCACUAGGGGCGCUCGUCGCAAGGCUCUGGGCACAUGCGGAUCUCACGUUUCUGUUCUUACAUUUACAUAUUUCACGGCAAUAUUUUCCUUUGUCACUUAUAGGUUUGGACAAAAUACAAUUCCCCAUAGUGUGCAUAUCUUGGUAGCAAAUAUCUACAUAUUAUUCCCAGCUCUCUUGAACUCUCUUAUUUAUGGGUUGAAAACAAAGCAAAUCAGGCAGAGAGUGCUGCGAUCUGUUACUCAUAAUAUCAGCACCUUAAAACCUCAGAGGUAA